Messenger RNA from Erpetoichthys calabaricus (reedfish), 4162 nucleotides. Its product is annotated as zinc finger protein 721-like. Gene Ontology annotation, molecular function: DNA-binding transcription factor activity, RNA polymerase II-specific; RNA polymerase II cis-regulatory region sequence-specific DNA binding. The record is from RefSeq and is a predicted model, not a curated record. NCBI's taxonomy places the organism in Eukaryota, Metazoa, Chordata, Cladistia, Polypteriformes, Polypteridae. Gene Ontology annotation, biological process: regulation of transcription by RNA polymerase II. Bases 211 to 3393 code for a protein of 1060 amino acids. The transcript is spliced from 6 exons.
UCAUCUUCGGCGACAGAAACUGAAGCCACGCUGCACAAGAAGCGAACUCCAACUAUAAACAUUGAACUCUGGCUCAUCGAACGGUUGAUGGGUUCGCUCACACUAGGUACUUCGAGUGCAGUUGCCGGAGAAACAAAUCCCCACAAGAAGAAAGGAAGGUAAUGACCUCUCAAUCCACAACAGUCUGCUAAGCUUCGCCUUCACGCUGGCAUGGAGCAGCCUAAGAGAGACAAAGAAAAAGCGUCAGUUUACUGUAAUGUCCAGAUGGAUUUGAACAAGGAGAUGCGUGAGGCUGACACAAAUAGAACAGAGAUAAGGAUCAUAAAUGUUAAGGACGAAGACUGUGAAUGGGAGGCUGUCCACCUUAAACAGGAGUGUCUGAGCAUUAAGGAUGAUGAGUGUGAAAUUGGGUCAAUGAGCAUUAAAGAAGAGGCUGAAGAGAUGUCUGUCAGUGUUGAGGUGCACAAAUUUAAAAGGACUGAGAGUGUGAAGGAAGAUGAACAAGAUCGAACAGUGACUAAGUUAGACUCUUCUCAGAGCAGACUCUGUCCAUCACCAGAGUCUUCUAUCAAUGUGAAGUCUGAAUCAUUAGAGGAGGUUUCAUCCGUUAGAACUCCAGAAGAUCAGCCAUCAACUGAAGGAAAGUCUGUCAGCAUGGUGGCGCACAACAGUAAAAGUGUGGAGAGUGUCAAGGAAGAAGAACUUCAUUAUGGGUGUCAAGAUGAAUCAAUCACCAAGCUAGCCUCUUCUCAAAGCAGACACUGCUCAUCUGUCAAUGUGAAGUCUGAAUCCUUACAGUCUGACACAAAGGGAAUUGAGGAAAAUACAUCUGUUAGAACUCAAGAAGAUCAGCCACCACAUACAAAUCAGUCUGGUAAAAGAGACAAACGUCACUGCUGUUCUGAAUGUGGCAAGCUAUUUUGCCACAAGAGCUCCCUACAAAGCCACAAAAGAAUUCACACAGGAGAGAAACCAUAUUGCUGUUUGGAAUGUGGCAAACAAUUCCGUGAGAGUACCCAACUUCAGCGCCACAAGAGAAUUCACACUGGAGAGAAGCCGUAUUGCUGUAAUGAAUGUGGCAAAUGGUUUCGUUGCAGGAGUCACCUUCAGCGCCACAAAAGAAUUCACACCGGAGAAAAACCUUACUGCUGUUUGGAAUGUGGUGCACGAUUCACCUGUAACACAAGUCUUCAGAGCCACAAAAGAAUUCACACUGGAGAAAAGCCAUAUUGCUGCUUGGAGUGUGGCAAAAGAUUCUGUAACAUGGGUACUCUGCAGAAACACACAAGAUUUCACACGGGAGAGAAACUGUUUAGCUGUUUAGAAUGUGGCCGGCAAUUCUAUGAUGAGAGAAGUCUUCAGAGUCACAAAAGAAUCCACACUGGCGAGAAGCCAUAUUGCUGUUCUGAAUGUGGCAAACGAUUCUAUGACAAGAAAAGUCUUCAGAGUCACAAAAGAAUUCACACUGGAGAGAAGUUGUAUUGCUGUUCUGAGUGUGGCAAACAAUUCUCAAAUAUCAGCAGUCUUAAGACCCACACUGCAAUUCACACUGGAAAGAAACCAUAUUGCUGUUUGGAAUGUGGAAAACAAUUCUAUAACAAGAGCUCUCUUCAGAACCACACUAGAGUUCAUACUGGAGAAAAUCCAUUUUGCUGUUUGGAAUGUGGUAAAAUAUUCUGUAGCAAGAGUAAUCUUCAGAGCCACACUAGAGUUCACACCGGAGAAAAACCAUUUUGCUGUUUGGAAUGUGGCAAAAAAUUCCAUAGUAAGAGUAAUCUUCAGAGCCACACUAGAGUUCACACUGGAGAAAAGCCAUUUUCCUGUUUGGAGUGUGGAAAACAUUUCCGUACCAAGAGUAAUCUUCAGGGCCACACUAGACUUCACACAGGAGAAAAGCCUUUUUGCUGUUUAGAAUGUGGCAAAAAAUUCCGUAGCCAGAGUAAUCUUCAGAGCCACACUAGAGUUCACACUGGAGAAAAGCCAUUUUGCUGUUUGGAGUGUGGCAAGAAAUUCCAUAGCAGGAAUAAACUUCAGAGCCACAUUAGAGUUCACACCGGAGAGAAAGCAGCCGUAAGAAGUACAUUAGAGAGGGCAAGAAGCAGAAGGAAGAAAGGAGAAAAGAGAGUGAAAGAUGUCAAAAAAAAGGAAGAAACAGCUGCCGUUUACCAUAACGCCAAGAUGCAUGUGAAAGAGGAUAUGUGUGGGGCUGAAAUAAAUACCAUGGAGUUAACAAUUGCAAAUAUUAAAAAAGAGGACUGGGAAGAGGAGUCUGUUCACCCUAACAAGGAGUGCCCCCAGGUUAAGGAGGAGGAUUAUAAGAUGGAAACUGUAGACAUUAAAGGAGAGGCUGAGGAGACGUCUGUCAGCAUCGAGACGCACCAACGAGAAAUCAUGAAGGAUGACAAUGUCAAGUUGACGUCUGAAUCAUUGCAGCCUGACACAGAGACGUCUGAGGACAUUUUGCCUGUCAGAACUCGGAAAGGGCAACCACCACGUACACAUCAGUCCAGCAAAAGAGGUAAACCUCACUGCUGUUCUGAAUGUGGCAAACAAUUUUGUCGGAAGAGUUCCCUUCAGAGCCACAACAGAAUUCACACAGGAGAGAAACCUUUUUGCUGUAAUGAAUGUGGCAAACAAUUCCGCGAGAGUACCCAACUCCAGCGCCACAAGAGAAUUCACACUGGAGAGAAGCCGUAUUGCUGUAUGGAAUGUGGCACACGAUUCCGUCACAAUAAUAAUCUAAAGAGCCACAAAAGAAUACACACAGGAGAGAAGCCGUAUUCCUGUUCUGAAUGUGGCAAACAAUUCAGUGACAGUAGUUAUCUUCAGAGCCACAAGAGAAUUCACACAGGAGAGAAGCCAUAUCAGUGUACGGAGUGUGGAAAACGAUUCUCACGUACAACAAGUCUUCAGAGCCACAAAAGAAUUCACACUGGAGAGAAGCCGUAUUGCUGUUUGGAAUGUGGCAAACGAUUCUGUAACAGGGGUUCUCUGGACAGCCACAGAAGAGGUCACACUGGAGAGAAGCCAUAUUACUGUAAUGAAUGUGGCAGACAAUUCUCUGACAGUAGUACUCUUCAAAACCACACAAGAAUUCACACUGGAGAGAAGCCAUAUUGCUGUGUGGAAUGUGGCAAAUUGUUCCGUAACAGGAGUGGUUAUCAGAGUCACACUAGAGUUCACACUGGAGAAAAGCCAUUUUGCUGUUUGGAAUGUGGCAAAAAAUUCUGUGACAGGAGGACUCUUCAGAAACACUCAAAAAUUCACACUGAAAAGAAUUUGGAGAGAGAAAAGAAAUAUUGCUGUUCUGAAUGUGGCAAAAAAUUUCGUUACAGUAGUGGUCUCCAGAAACACAUUAUAAUUCACACGGGAGGGAAGCCAUUUUGCUCUUAGGAAUGUAGCAAUUGGUUCUGUGACAGGAGUACUCCAGAGACGCACUAGAAUUCACAGUGAAGCCCUGAGGAGUGAGUUGGAAGGAGAAGGAGGUAGGAGUCAUCUUGUCUAACUACUCAAAUUUUUGACGAGUAACUUCUUGUGGUGAGCUUCAUCGUAUAAGAGCCAUACUAAAUCUCAUCAGACAAAACUAGUUUCCUAGACCAGGACAAAGGUGGUAACAGUAGUGCAACAUCACCCGUUGCCGAUUGGCUGGGCACAUCUUCACCGUAAAUAAACAUCGUGGGUUGGCUCCAAACAUUUGCAUAAUUUUCCUCAGUGCGUCAAACCGCAUCCUGCGCCUUAUUUUUUUAAAUCUGAGUUUAGCACCAGUGUGCUGUAGCUGAGGAGAUGCCAGCCUGGUUACAAAAUCACGGGCAAAGCUUAAAUGGGAAGAGCGCAUGUUUGUGCCACUGCAGUGCAUACAGACUACGAGAGCCCACGGUUUCUUGCAGUUUUUAUCACUCUUUUAGAUAGCUCACUAUCCUGAAAAUGAUUUCUUUGGAAAGUGUCCAGCAUAUAACGAGAGCUAAAUGGAGGGUCUGUUUUUAGAUUUUACAAAGCAGCAGGGAGAGCCUUGCAAGGGUCCAUUUUUUGCAACUAAGCUGAGCACUUUAUUUUUAUUUAUUUUUUUUAACUUGCUAAAAAGUGGCAGCUAAUCUAAAUGAACACUCUUAUAUUUGCUAUUUAACUGAGAAAACCUUUUUUGGGAAGAAAAAAAAGUCUAAAA